AUGCAAAUGUUUCGAGUAAAUAAAUCUAGAAAACCGUGGUCAGUUGAAGAAAAGCAAUUUGCGAUUUCGCUUUUUUAUAAUACACCUGGAACAUUUUUGAGAAAUGUACAAAAAAUUAAUUUACCUAGUUUAAGUACUAUUAAAAGAUGGAUUGGUAGUUCAAAGUUUUCACCUGGUUUUAUAAAUAGUUAUAUGGAACAAAUAAAAAUUAAAGUUAACGCGAUGGAUAAUGAACAAAAGUAUUGUGUCAUUGCUUUUGAUGAGAUGUCCAUAAAAAAAUAUUUGGAAUAUUCUAAAUACUUAGAUGUAGUUGAAGGUUAUGAGGAUCUUGGACAUAAAGGAAGAAAUGACAAAGUAGCCUCUCAAGCGUAA
Molecule: messenger RNA, 372 nt
Organism: Macrosiphum euphorbiae (potato aphid)
Lineage: Eukaryota; Metazoa; Arthropoda; Insecta; Hemiptera; Aphididae
Source: the annotation of a GenBank genome assembly